AUGCAGGACACUUUCUUCGUUGAUAACAUCAACCCAGAUGGCAAAAAGUUUGACAAAGUAUCUCGAAUUGAAGCAAGAAGCGAGAAGUUGGAUUUGUACAUGCAACUCGAUGUGAACACCGAAGUGUAUCCAAUUAAAGAGAAGUCUAAUUAUGUGGUUUUACUUACUCCAUCACUUAACGAGGAUGGAAGUACUGCUGUUAAUUACCAUAAUCUGGAUGGUCGAGGUUCCAUUGCUGACAAAUUUGAGUACAUCAUGUAUGGAAAACUAUACAAGAUUUCUGAGAGGGGUUCCGGAGAAAAUCUUAAAACGGAGAUAUACUUGUCAUUUGGUGGGCUCCUAAUGGUGCUGCAGGGAAAUCCCUCCUAUGUGACUGAUUUUCAUUUGGACCAAAACUUGUUUCUCUGCAUGAGGAAGCUUUAG
Molecule: messenger RNA, 423 nt
Organism: Carica papaya (papaya)
Lineage: Eukaryota; Viridiplantae; Streptophyta; Magnoliopsida; Brassicales; Caricaceae
Product: DNA-directed RNA polymerases II, IV and V subunit 8B-like
Biological process (GO): DNA-templated transcription
Cellular component (GO): RNA polymerase III complex; RNA polymerase I complex; RNA polymerase II, core complex
Source: RefSeq, a predicted model, not a curated record